Phaeoacremonium minimum UCRPA7 is the source of this 1611-nucleotide messenger RNA. RefSeq names its product putative stam-binding protein. Gene Ontology annotation, cellular component: endosome; membrane. Gene Ontology annotation, molecular function: protein binding; metal-dependent deubiquitinase activity; K63-linked deubiquitinase activity. Bases 1 to 1611 code for a protein of 536 amino acids. Gene Ontology annotation, biological process: protein K63-linked deubiquitination. The transcript is spliced from 3 exons. NCBI's taxonomy places the organism in Eukaryota, Fungi, Ascomycota, Sordariomycetes, Togniniales, Togniniaceae. The record is from RefSeq and is a predicted model, not a curated record.
AUGGUGGGCCUGUCGGGGAAGCCAGCCCGCCCUAGGAGUGUGAAGGAGCUCUCGGAUGAGGCAGCAGAGUUCAACUUCAACAAGAAUAUCCCAUUCAAGUUCUGGACCCAGGCGGCUAGAACUCUGUUCACGGAGGCCAUCAACGAGAAGCGCAAUGGCAACCCCGAGCAGGCCUACAUGCUGUUUAUGCGACACAGCGACCUUCUUUGGGAUUACCUGCCACGACACCCCGAAGCCAAGACCUCCGAAGGCAAAGCUGCCCUCAAGCCACUCAUUCAACGCUUUAACAGAGUGCUGGAUGAGCUUGAGGAGCUGAAGCCCACAAUCACAGCUUCAUACAACGAGUGGAAGAAACUGAGUGCUAGUGAGGAUGCCGUCAAGCGCCUGCAAGCUGAAGCCCAGCGCCAAUCUAGGAUACUUGACGUUGGCCAGAACCAAGACCUCGCUGUCGAUCUUGCACAGCAGGAGUUCCAUCGCAGAGAUGCGGCACGCAAAGCAACUCGCCAGGCCGGUAUCAGCGAAGAAGAUGAGCAGGCCAGACGUGGAGCUGGGCUAUGGGACAGCUUUGAUGUUACUGCUGUCACCAAGCCUUACAUGGGCCAGGAUGACGACCUCAGAUCGCAGAUGGAUGCUGCUCGACGUCAGCUUGAGCUAGCUGAGGAUGUCAAUGCCAUCGAGCAAGCCCACCUUCGCAGAACCAUUGGAACCAACAUGUCGCGUGCCGACUCCAUUCCUACAUCCUCAUCUGUCUCUUACAACUACCCUAGCAUCUCCAAGUCCACUCCUUACCGAUACGAAUCCCAGCCAUCUACCCUGCGAAAGCUCGAGCCCGCUCCUCUACGACCUCCCAAGGAGUCGUUCUCCCUUUCAUCCCCAGCUAUCGCGCCGCCGUCUCUUCCGGCCAAAGAGCCCUUUGCCUCUCAGGGCGCCGCCGCCGUUUCAGCCUACGAUUCGUCUCAAACUCUACCUUCGGUUCCACCCAAGGUCACGGCCAGCCCGCCUCCAGCUAAGGAAGAGCGUCUUACCUUCAGUCACGUUGCCAAACUCGAGAAUGGCAAGGGCCUGCGAUCCAUUUUCAUUCCCGAAGGACUUCGCGACACUUUCCUCUACCUUGCCGAUGGAAAUACUCGCCGCGGGCUCGAAAUGUGCGGUAUCUUGUGCGGAACGAAUGUGAAUAAUGCUCUGUUCGUCAGCCACUUGAUCAUCCCACGACAGAUCUGUACCAGUGACACGUGCGAAACUCAGGACGAGGACGAGUAUACUGAGUACCUUAUCGCCCAGGACUUGAUGAUCUUCGGCUGGAUCCACACCCAUCCCACCCAGACCUGCUUUAUGAGCUCCCGAGACCUCCAUACUCAGGCUGGCUAUCAGCAGAUGAUGCCUGAGAGCAUUGCCAUCGUGUGCGCCCCGAAUCAUGAGCCUUCUUACGGCAUUUUCCGCCUCACUGACCCGCCCGGUCUUCCUCACCUCAUCAAUUGCAAGAGACAGGAAACUUUCCACCAGCACAGCAUCGACAACCUAUAUACAGAUUGCAACAAGAAGCCCGCUGGUCACGUCUUCGAGUCCUCCAAGUUGGAUCUCAAAGUCUAUGACUUGCGACUGAAGCAGUAG